AUGGACUCUCUUGCCUCGGAAAGAGAGCUUGUGGGCUUCCUCCCAGAGUGCUCCUCUCUGACCCCUCGCAAUGUUCGAAGUAACUCCUUGCCUGGGGCUGGGCAGCUUUCUGGAGAGCCUUUCAAGCCAGCUUUGGUCUCAGACAGUGUGAAGAGAAACAAGACUGUUUUGGUGCUUCAGGAAUCUGUGGCAUUCAAAGAUGUGGCUGUGUAUUUCACCCAGGAGGAAUGGAGGCAAUUGGACUCUAUUCAAAAGGAUUUAUAUAGGGAUGUGAUGCUAGAAACAUAUAGGAACCUAGUGUCUUUGGGAAAGAGAAUCUAUAAAGUUGGUAUCAGUGGGAAAAGCUCCACACAGAAUUCAAACCAAAAUAAACAUCAGAAACUUUCCAAACGGAAGAAAUCUUGUAAGUGUAAUAAAUGUGGGAAAACCUUCACUCAGAACUCAUCCCUUACUCAGCAUCAGAUUAUUCAUACUGGAGAGAAACCCUUUAAAUGCAUUGAAUGUGGGAAGGUUUUUAGCCAGAGCUCACUCCUCACUCAACAUCAAAUUAUUCAUACUGGAGAGAGACCAUAUAAAUGUAAUAUAUGUGAGAAAGCCUUUAGCCGUAACUCAUUCCUUAUUCAGCAUCAGAGGAUUCAUACUGGAGAGAAACCCUAUAAGUGUAAUGAAUGUGGGAAGGCUUUCAGUCAGAGCACAUGCCUUACACAACAUCAGAGAAUUCAUACUGGAGAAAAGCCAUAUAAAUGUGGUGAAUGUGGAAAAGCCUUCAAUCAGAAUACAUGCCUUAUACAACAUUGGAGAAUUCAUACUGGAGAAAAGCCUUUUAAAUGUAAUGAAUGUGAGAGAACAUUUCGUAAACAUUCACAGCUUACCCAGCAUCAGAGAGUUCAUACUGGAGAGAAGCCCUAUAAGUGUUAUGAAUGUGAUAGAGCCUUCAGUCAAAGGACCCGUCUUACUCACCAUCAGAGAAUCCAUUCAGGAGAGAAACCAUACAAAUGUAUUGAAUGUGGGAAAGCCUUCUUUCAGAGCUCAUCUCUUACUGAACAUCAAAGAAUUCAUACUGGAGAAAGAGACUAUGAAUAGAAACCUUAUCAUUGUAAUGACUGUGGUAAAGCAUUUAAUCAGAUUACAUGCCUUACUGAACACCAGAGGAUUCAUACUGGAGAAAAGCCGUUUAAGUGUAAUGAAUGUAAGAAAGCCUUCCAAAAACAGUCAGCACUCAUUCAACAUCAAAGAAUUCAUACUGGAGAGAAACCAUAUAAAUGUAAUGACUGUGGCAAAGCCUUUAGUCACAGCUCAAUUCUUACUCAACACCAGAGAAUUCAUACUGGAGAGAAACCUUACAAAUGUAAUGAAUGUGGAAAAGACUUUCGCAACCACUCACAUCUUACUCAGCAUCAGAGAAUCCAUACUGGAGAGAGACCAUAUAAAUGUAAUCAAUGUGGUAAAGCCUUCAAUCAGAAUGCGUGCCUCACUCAACAUCAAAGAAUUCAUACUGGAGAAAAACCCUUCAAAUGUAAAGAAUGUGGAAAAGCAUUCAGUCACAGUUCUUCCCUUUCUGAACAUCAAAGAAUUCAUACUGAAGAGAAACCCUAUAAAUGUAGUGAAUGUGGGAAAGAUUUUCGCAACCAUUCACACCUUACACAACAUCAUCAUGUUGGUGAGAAACCUUAUAAAUGUAGUGAAUGUGGAAAAGCCUUCGGCCGGAGUUCAGCCCUUAUCAGACAUCAACAACUUCAUAGAGCAGAGUAA
This is a messenger RNA of Sarcophilus harrisii (Tasmanian devil), 1752 nucleotides long. RefSeq names its product zinc finger protein 678 (gene ZNF678). The record is from RefSeq and is a predicted model, not a curated record. Gene Ontology annotation, biological process: negative regulation of transcription by RNA polymerase II. NCBI's taxonomy places the organism in Eukaryota, Metazoa, Chordata, Mammalia, Dasyuromorphia, Dasyuridae. Gene Ontology annotation, molecular function: DNA-binding transcription repressor activity, RNA polymerase II-specific. The transcript is spliced from 4 exons.